This is a messenger RNA of Lineus longissimus, 2088 nucleotides long. RefSeq lists its product as uncharacterized. The record is from RefSeq and is a predicted model, not a curated record. The transcript is spliced from 7 exons. The coding region runs from base 705 to 1301 and encodes 198 amino acids. Lineage: Eukaryota; Metazoa; Nemertea; Pilidiophora; Heteronemertea; Lineidae.
UCUCGCGCCUGUGCGCAGUAGUUUCGAGAUCUCGCGGGAUACAGAACGUGCGACAUUCGAUUUAUCGGAUGGUGUUGUAGUAUUUUUUUGCUCAAUUCCAUUGCUAUUUACGGUUUGAAGUACCGGUAGGCUAUGAAACGUAGACCAUGUCAUAGUUAGGACCGCAUCAAAUAUCAUGACCAUGGAAUUUGGUGCAUCAUCCAAUGGCAAUGAUGACAAUCCUUCUGGUGGGAAUGCAGGGCAUUAUGCACGAAUCAAAGAGUUGGCUGCCUCCUAUCGCAGGGAAAAGAGGAAAACCUAUCAUAAAAAGAACUUAAAGCCAUAUGUGAAGGCUCCAUCCAGGGACAUCAAUGGUGCUAUAGAUGGUCCAUCAGUUCCCAGAAGAGAAAGAAAAGGGAAGAAAACCUCAACGACAGAGAAACUAAAGGACUUUCCUGAGGAAUUGAAACCAAGUAAUCAUGAAGUAGAAAUCGAUGCACCUUUCGAUUUCAAGUGUUCCAGCAAGUGAGAGCUGAACUUAUGGAGCUUCUGAAUGGGAUUCGGGCUUCCAAUAGUACUGAAGUGCCAGGCACUGAAUCUGAAUGGAAGAAAAGGCAUUUUGUUGCGCAUGCUGACCGGAAGCAAAGACAAGAGGAGAGUUGGGAGGAGGUGCGGGAGCCAGUAUUGAGGUCAAUACUUAGGAAAAUGGGAAAACAUAGUUCAUCAUGUGCAGUUUGUGUCUCAUGUGCGUCGUCAGCUGUUAUCAGAUGCUUCAAAGAGUCGGGCUUCUCUACGAAAGCGUCUUGAAAAGGAGAGAAAGCAACUUCAGCAUUGUGUUAGUCUGCUGUCAUGUUUCUGUGGACGAAGUCAUGCAAGAGGACUAUUUGUUGCCUUGGCAUAAUCCUACAGGGAACAAGGGAGAAACAUUUGCUUUGAAGAAGAAAAUAGUUGAUAUACAUGAACACAUGACCAGGUACAUCGAGGAAUUGCCUGUGCUCAUUCAAGAGAUGGUAUCAACUGUUCUUUUCUUCAAGAAAAAAAUCAACACCUUGGAAGACAGAAUCAACACCGUGAACAAUGAGGCCAUCAAAAACCAAGAAAACCAUGGAUUGGUGAUGUUGCUGCUGGAAUCAAAGGAAUUCUACACAGACCUUCUCCUAGAAGCAACAGAUGUAUUUGAAUGUAUAGACACUGACAUAGAGAUCGUGGUGUAUUUUGAGGAAGGGGAGGUGCAACCUGGUGGUGAAGAAUCAAAUUCGGAGGAGGAUGCGUCUAGCUCUGAGGAGGAGGAUUGUGAUGACAUUGGCAUUGAGUACGUGUAAUUAACCCUUUGAAGCCGGAUUUAUUUCAGAAAUCCCGAUCUUUUUCGACUUGAUUUGGUCUAAGUUUGUCUAAAAGGGUAUAGUGUCCCCAAAUGUCACUCGAAGCUAACAAAGUAUGCCACAAGAUGCUAACGUUUUCGGAACUCUGUGGCAUCUCUUAAGGCCCUUGCACUGUUGCAGAGGUUCUCAAGAAGCAUGUUUGUGAAUAAGGUGACUUUUUCUAGUGAAAGUUCGAACUUCCAAUGCAGUUUAUUGGGAAACUACGCCACAAAUCAGGUGUUGUGACGUUCCUAAAAUGACGUCAUAUGGCAAAAAGUGUCAACUGAGGCAAAACUGUUCAGUGAGAGUUCUUUUUGCUCGUCUGGCGCUCAGGAAUCUGCCAACUGUUCGACGAUACAGCGAUGUUCCGGCCCUGGGGACAAACUUAGCCAUGAGGGGGGUACCUGCUGCUGGUUAAUUUUUUUAUCUGACCGCAGGGGGCUAGGCUGAUGUCCUGCAACUCCCAAAACGACUUAGAAUUAUUGCCGGACCACUAGGGACCUUGGAAAAUGCCUUUUGUGUAAUCUGAUAUAUUGUGAAUCCACCAAUUAUGUAUAAGCAGAUUUGUAUUACUGGCUGAAUGUGAAUUUCAGCAGCAAUAAAAUGAUUCUUGCAUCAAAUUACAUGCACUUGUUUUCAUUGUUGCUCACCUUGGGUGAACACAGCUGAUACUAUCAGGCUGCCUACAUGUAUAAAGAAACAUCAAUUUUUGCCGGAAAUGAGCAGACAGGUGUCAAAGAUGUGUAUG